This is a messenger RNA of Pomacea canaliculata, 855 nucleotides long. RefSeq names its product fructosamine-3-kinase-like. The record is from RefSeq and is a predicted model, not a curated record. Bases 287 to 772 code for a protein of 161 amino acids. The transcript is spliced from 5 exons. NCBI's taxonomy places the organism in Eukaryota, Metazoa, Mollusca, Gastropoda, Architaenioglossa, Ampullariidae.
UUUCUUCUUCCAGCUGACAAAGGGUCAUUCAUUUGCUUGAGUUCAUACCUGGUUUGGAACCUUUGAAGAAUUUCUGGCCUCAGUUUGGAAGGCAGAUUGGAAGGUUUUUAUGUUGAUAUGUUCCUGUUGUGUGUGAUGGCUACAUGCUUUUAAUGAUGAACUGGUGCACAAGAAGACAGUUUGUGAAAGCAGGGUGCACUAUAAAGGGGAUAAAUCAGGACUUACUGGAACCAUUAAGUUUGGCAGUGACUUUGAUCACUUCAUUGGUACUUUCAGAACUGGACAGAUGUGGCGAGAUACCUGGCAGGAAUACUUCAUAGGUGACAUUCUGCAGCCUUUGAUGUCUGGACUUCAGACUAAGUAUUCAGAUCGAACCCUUUCUGAAAAAUGGGCUUGGCUACAGCGUUACAUACCUAAGGUGUUUGAGAAGGAAUCAUUGACUCCUGCUAUAAACCAUGGUGACUUGUGUUUGGCCAACUUUGGACAGACUGAGAAAGGACCAGUUGUCUUUGACCCCUCAGUGUUGUAUGGUCAUUGUCAGUUUGAUCUUAUUCUGUCCUAUUUGGAGGAAGCAUUUGAUGAACAAUUCUUCCAGGAAUAUCACAAAAUAAUACCAAAAAGCUCAAGAUGUAAUGAUUUUUUGCUGGUGUACGAGUUCUUUUACCAUGCGGUGAUGUGGUAUCAUAUUGAUGAUGUUAAAUACCAGUGUAGCACCCACUCUUCUGCCGACCGUGUUAAAGAUAUGCUACAGAAACAGUACAUUACCACCUGAAGUUUAAGCUUUGGUGCCACAAAGGUGACUGAAAGAGCCUCAUGCUUAAUGAAAUAAUGAGCAAAUAAAAAUGUGUAAAAUUA